Molecule: messenger RNA, 2068 nt
Organism: Olea europaea var. sylvestris
Lineage: Eukaryota; Viridiplantae; Streptophyta; Magnoliopsida; Lamiales; Oleaceae
Product: hsp70-Hsp90 organizing protein 3-like
Exons: 8
Coding region: 137-1885 (582 amino acids)
Molecular function (GO): Hsp90 protein binding
Source: RefSeq, a predicted model, not a curated record
GUCCAUCAUCACCUACCUUUUAAAUCCCCUUGCCCUCUUAUCCAUUCCUCUGCAGUCCAUUAUUGUCCCCCUUAUAGAGUUUAGAAGCCCACGCACAAUCGUAUAAAUCGUUGUUCAACAAUAAAUAGCAAAUUUAAUGGCCGACGAAGCCAAAGCGAAAGGGAAUGCUGCGUUUGCCGCCGGCAACUUCACAGAAGCCGUGAGCCACUUCACGGAAGCCAUUAACCUUUCACCCACCAACCAUGUUCUGUUUUCCAACCGAUCCGCAGCCUAUGCUUCUCUUUACAAGUUUACUGAAGCGCUUUCGGAUGCCCAGAAGACCGUCGAGAUCAAGCCCGACUGGUCCAAGGGCUACUCCCGUCUUGGCGUUGCUUACAUGGGCUUACAUAGUUACAAUGAUGCUGUGUUGGCUUACAGAAGGGGUCUUGAAAUUGACCCUAAUAACGAGCCGCUUAGAUCUGGACUCGCCGAAGCGGAGGCUGCUCUGGCGAGAUCUUCGAGGCCUCGGACCGGACCCGGUGUCAGUCUCUUUGCGGAGGCAUUUGGGCCGGAUAUGUGGGUUAAGCUGGGAAAUGACCCAACGACGCGGGGGUUCCUGCAGCAGCCUGAUUUUGUUAAAAUAUUGCAGGACCUUCAAAAAAAUCCAAAUAAUUUGAAAUUGUAUGUGGAUGAUCAAAGAAUAGUGCAGGCAAUGGGAGUGUUGAUGAAGGUGAAUGUUCAGACGAGGGGUGCUGAAGAUGUAAAAAUGGCUGAGGCCUCAUCACGUUGGUCACCAGAGGGGAAGAGGCCUGCAGCUGCUGAGGCGGAUACUGUCAAGGAGAAGAGGCCUGAGCCUGAACCAGAGCCAAUGGACUUAUCUGAGGAAGAGAAAGAGAAAAAGGAGAAAAAAGCACAGGCGCAGAAAGAGAAGGAGGCCGGGAAUGUAGCGUAUAAGAAGAAGGAUUUUGAGACUGCAAUUCAGCAUUACACCAAAGCCAAUGAGCUCGACGAUGAGGAUAUCUCUUUCCGCACUAAUCGUGCUGCUGUGUACUUGGAGAUGGGGAAGUACGAGGAUUGCAUUAAAGAUUGUGACGAAGCUGUUGAAAGGGGAAGAGAGAUUCGGUUGGACUAUAAGAUGAUCGCAAGAGCUCUGACAAGAAAGGGAACUGCCUUAGUGAAGAUGGCAAAAUGUUCGAAGGACUACGAACCUGCCAUUGAGACUUUCCAUAAAGCGCUCACAGAGCAUCGCAACCCCGAUACAUUGAAGAAGCUCAAUGAUGCUGAGAAAGCGAAGAAAGAACUAGAGCAACAAGAGUACUUUGAUCCACAGAUAGCUGAUGAGGAGCGUGAGAAAGGCAACCAGUAUUUCAAAGAGCAAAAUUAUCCGGAGGCUGUGAAGCACUACACGGAAGCAUUAAAAAGGAACCCAAAAGAUCCCAAGGCAUAUAGCAAUAGGGCUGCUUGUUACACAAAGCUUGGGGCUCUUCCCCAGGGACUGAAAGAUGCUGAAAAAUGCAUUGAGCUCGAUCCAACAUUUGCUAAAGGUUAUACUAGAAAGGGGACAAUCCAGUUCUUUAUGAGAGAAUAUGAUAGGGCUUUGGAGACGUACCAGGAAGGACUAAAGCAUGAUCCCCGGAACCCGGAAUUGCUAGACGGUGUUAGGAGGUGUGUAGAGCAAAUAAACAAGGCUGGCCGUGGAGACUUGAGCCCCGAGGAACUCAAGGAGAGACAGGCUAAGGCAAUGCAAGAUCCGGAGAUUCAGAACAUUCUAACAGAUCCAGUGAUGCAACAGGUCCUCGUCGAUCUCCAGGAAAAUCCCAAGUCUGCACGGGAUCACAUGGGGAACCCUCUUGUUAUGAACAAAAUACAGAAACUGAUCAGUGCGGGAAUUGUUCAAAUGCGGUGAGGAGAAUAUGAAAUGAAGAGCAUUAACUAGAUCUCCGUGUAGUGGAAUGGAAUAGUAGAUAAAACUGUUGUUACAUUUUGAUAAUUUUGGUAUUUUCCUUCUGUGACUGCUUUGUCAAUUUUUCCAUGCCCUUUCUGUAUUGUAAUAAAUGUUGAAUAUUUUGGUUGUGAGCUCGUUUAUUUA